AUGGGAUGCUGCACUGGGCGCUGCACGUUGAUCUUCCUUUGCACGCUGCAGCUGCUAGCUGCACUGGAGAGACAAAUCUUUGACUUUCUGGGAUUCCAGUGGGCUCCCAUCCUUGGCAAUUUCCUGCAUAUAAUAGCUGUUAUUUUGGGUUUGUUUGGAACCAUCCAAUACAGACCUCGGUAUAUAGUUCUGUACUCCAUUUGGACUGCUCUCUGGGUCACAUGGAAUGUUUUUAUUAUCUGCUUUUACUUGGAAGUCGGUGGUCUAACUAAGGAAACAGAUCUCAUGACCUUUAACAUCUCAAUGCAUCGAUCUUGGUGGCGAGAACAUGGGCCAGGCUGCAUACGAAGAGUAGUGCGCCCGUCAGCUCCUGGGAUCAUAGAUGAUAUUUCCUAUGUCUCUGUGACAGGUUGCAUAAUUGACUUUCAGUACCUAGAGGUCAUUCAUAGUGCCAUCCAAAUUCUACUCUCUUUGAUUGGCUUUGUUUAUGCCUGUUAUGUGAUUAGUGUUUUUAUGGAAGAAGAGGACAGCAGUAAAUACUGA
This is a messenger RNA of Thamnophis elegans (Western terrestrial garter snake), 543 nucleotides long. RefSeq names its product sodium/potassium transporting ATPase interacting 3 (gene NKAIN3). NCBI's taxonomy places the organism in Eukaryota, Metazoa, Chordata, Lepidosauria, Squamata, Natricidae. Gene Ontology annotation, biological process: regulation of sodium ion transport. The transcript is spliced from 5 exons. The coding region runs from base 1 to 543 and encodes 180 amino acids. The record is from RefSeq and is a predicted model, not a curated record.